Molecule: messenger RNA, 3559 nt
Organism: Tachysurus fulvidraco (yellow catfish)
Lineage: Eukaryota; Metazoa; Chordata; Actinopteri; Siluriformes; Bagridae
Gene: rhbdf1a
Product: rhomboid 5 homolog 1a (Drosophila)
Exons: 20
Coding region: 261-2960 (899 amino acids)
Biological process (GO): regulation of epidermal growth factor receptor signaling pathway; regulation of protein secretion
Cellular component (GO): endoplasmic reticulum membrane
Molecular function (GO): serine-type endopeptidase activity
Source: RefSeq, a predicted model, not a curated record
CGCUAAGGGCGGGGCUCCGUGUCUCGAGACAGAAUUACCGGCUGCAGGCAGAGAAACUGUGUGUGUGUGAGUGUGUGUGAGUGUGUAUGAGUGUGGGAAUGUACACGGCUCUGCGUGGGAAAAACGGCCUCUGUCUUAACGUCGGGAUGUGAAUUCGACAGCGCGCGCUCUGACAUUGAUUGACAGCUCCGACGCUACGUCUCCGAUACGCGGACUGGUGGAGAGAGUGAGGCUGGCCGGCGUGUGGAGAGACAGGCAGCAUGGCUGAGCCCAGGCGAGACAGCACCAGCAGUCUACAGAGGAAGAAGCCUCCAUGGCUCAAACUGACCAUUCCUACUGCCCAGAUGUCUCUGGACGAGCCGCCCACCUUUGUCCAGCCUAUGAAGAGGCAGGGCUUUCUCCGCAGUGUCAGCAUGCCCGUGGAAACGUCCCACUUCGCAUCGCCGACACAUGAACUCUUUGAUCAUCGGCGACCUCCACUGCAGCACCAGACCUCCAUCACACAGACCAUUAAGAGCAGCAGGAGGGUUCGCUUUGAGCGGAUUAGCACUGUGCCCAUUAAGGGUCACCGUGCUGUGCGGCGUAGUAUGAGGAAGCACCAGUCUCUCUCAAGAACCCUGAUCAGGGGCACAGCAGACUGGUUCGGGGUUAGCAAGGAUGGCGACGCCACACAGAAAUGGCAGAGAAAGAGCCUGCGCCACUGCAGUCUGCGCUAUGGCAAGCUGAAGCCUCAGGUGCUCCGGGAGAUGGAGCUUCCCAGCCAGGACAACAUCUCUUUAACCAGUACAGAGACUCCACCACCUCUCUAUGUACCUACAUCACAGCAUGGCAUACCAAAGAUCGUGGACCCAUUGGCACGCGGUCGGGCCUUCCGCAUGGUGGAGGAAGUGGACGGAUACAGCGUGCCCCAUACUCCCAUCACACCCGGUGCCACCUCUCUCUGCUCCUUCACCAGCUCCCGAUCCGGCCUCAACCGGAUACCUCGCCGACGCAAGCGGGAGUCUGUGGCCAAGAUGAGCUUCAGGGCAGCGGCCGCCCUCGUCAAGGGACGCUCCUUUAGAGAAAGCACCCUGCGACGGGUCCACAGACGCAGCUUCACCCCGGCCAGCUUCAUCGAGGAGGACGUGGUCGACUUUCCUGAUGAGCUGGACACCUCCUUCUUUGCCAGAGACGGACUGAUGCAUGAGGAGAUGUCGACCUUUCAUGACGAAGUGUUUGAGUCUCCUUCCGACUCUACCACCAAGGACGUGGACAGCAAGCAGUUGGACGAAUCAGAGCUGACUGGCAGCGCGCUAGACAAGAACGAGCUCGAGAGGAGUCACUUGAUGCUACCUCUAGAGAGAGGCUGGAGAAAGGCUAAGGAGGGAACCCCUGCUCCGCCCAAAGUCCGACUGAAACAGGAAGUGGUCAGCGUCAGCGGCCAGAGACGAGGGCAACGGAUCGCUGUGCCUGUAAAGAAGCUCUUCGCACGAGAGAAACGGCCGUAUGGGCUUGGCAUGGUGGGCAAGUUGACCAAUCGGACGUACCGCAAACGCAUAGACAGCUACGUUAAAAGGCAGAUAGAGGAUAUGGAUGAUCACAGGCCUUUCUUUACCUACUGGAUCACGUUCGUACACCUACUCAUUACUAUUCUGGCUGUAUGUAUUUAUGGCAUCGCACCCGUGGGCUUCUCUCAGCAUGAGACAGUUGAUUCUGUUUUAAGAAACAAAGGUGUCUAUGAGAAUGUCAAGUACGUGCAGCAAGAGAACUUUUGGAUCGGGCCGAGUUCGGUAUGUUGCUGGUCAAAUGAGGCUCUGAUCCAUCUAGGAGCCAAAUUCUCACCCUGUAUGCGACAGGACCAGGAGGUGCACGAUCAGAUCCAGAAAAAACGUGAGACUGAGCGUAACUCAGCCUGCUGUGUGCGCAACGACCGCUCGGGCUGCCUGCAGACGUCCGAGGAGGAGUGCUCGAGCACACUGGCAGAGUGGGUGAAGUGGCCCCAUCACCCCAGCGCUCCACUGCUGGAUGGCAAACCUCGCAACUAUGGCUCCGUUUGUCAUCAGGACCCCAGGAUUUGUCUGGAGCCGGCCUCUGUAGCGCCUCACGAGUGGCCUGAUGACAUCACCAAGUGGCCGGUCUGCACCAGGUACAACACUGGCAAUCACACUAACCUGCCUCACAUCGACUGUACGAUCACCGGGCGGCCAUGCUGCAUUGGAACUAAAGGAAGGUGUGAGAUCACAUCACGGGAAUACUGUGACUUCAUGAAAGGUUCUUUUCACGAAGAGGCAACACUGUGUUCACAAGUUCACUGUAUGGAUGAUGUUUGUGGCCUGCUCCCUUUCCUCAACCCAGAGAAACCUGACCAGUUCUACCGCUUGUGGCUUUCUCUCUUUUUACAUGCCGGGAUUUUACACUGCCUGGUUUCAGUGAUAUUUCAGAUGACAAUCCUGAGAGAUAUUGAGAAGUUGGCUGGUUGGCUGCGUAUCUCUAUCAUCUACAUCCUGAGUGGCAUCACGGGGAACCUGGCAAGUGCCAUCUUCCUGCCCUACAGAGCAGAGGUGGGUCCAGCCGGCUCGCAGUUUGGCAUUCUGGCGUGCCUUUUUGUGGAGCUCUUUCAGAGCUGGCAGAUCCUCGCACAGCCAUGGCGAGCGUUUGCCAAACUGCUGUGUGUUGUUCUGUUCCUCUUCGCCUUCGGCCUGCUGCCCUGGAUCGACAACUUCGCCCACAUCUGCGGCUUUGUGUCCGGUUUCUUUCUGUCGUUUGCUUUCCUGCCCUACAUCAGUUUUGGCCGCAUGGACAUGUAUCGUAAACGCUGCCAGAUCCUCGUCUCACUCACACUCUUCCUGGGCAUCUUCUCUGGGUUCGUGGUGCUCUUUUAUGUCCAUCCCAUCAAGUGUGAGUGGUGCGAGCUGCUCACCUGCAUUCCCUUGACAGACAAGUUUUGUGAGAAGUAUGACCUGAACGCUCAUCUCCACUGACACGGAGCCGAGGAAGCCGAGGCAGGACGGUGCAGGACAGACGUUGGCUCUUGCUCGGUUCCUUCAGAAGGUGAUGGUGAAGAUCUCGCCUGCUUGCCCUCAGACACGGACGAUGCUCACAUUCUAUGUUUUUUUAUUCUCUUACUGUAAGUGGAAACACCUCUUCUGACCACUCGAGUGAACAUUAAGAAUUUUUUCCUGGCCUGUUGUUUAUUGGUCAUCUGUGAAACAGGGACAGUCGCCCCAACCGUCUAGCUGGGUGUGAGAGCAUGAGCACUGGUACAGCACACAAAACAAUAGAUACUAAUUAGAUGUAUUAUUUUUUACUUUUCAUAUUUUAUCACGCCACGAAUUCAGGCAAAGUUUUAGCGUAGUUCAGAUAACCUCAGAUUUCCAGGGACAUAAAAGAAAAUCGGAACCAUCGGUGCCUUGGUAAAGACUACCAUAUUUUGGUUACGUGUCAAGCACUCAAAUGUUAUUCUUUUAUUUGUGUACUGCUUCAAAUGGAGUAAUGAUGAAAGAUUAUAUUAAGGGUAGUGUUUUAGCUACCCUCUCAUUUACUUGUUACAAAAUACAGCUUGAAAUAAUUCUUCACCUCA